This is a messenger RNA of Mesoplodon densirostris (Blainville's beaked whale), 800 nucleotides long. RefSeq names its product protein PET117 homolog, mitochondrial. The coding region runs from base 92 to 451 and encodes 119 amino acids. The transcript is spliced from 4 exons. Gene Ontology annotation, cellular component: mitochondrion. Lineage: Eukaryota; Metazoa; Chordata; Mammalia; Artiodactyla; Ziphiidae. The record is from RefSeq and is a predicted model, not a curated record. Gene Ontology annotation, biological process: mitochondrial respiratory chain complex IV assembly.
CGAGCCUGGCCCGCCCCGGCAAAGGCGCGCGCUCGGCCGCGGCCCUGGGCCUGGGGCACGGGGAGUGCAGGCCCCGGCGGCCGGCGCUGGGAUGUCGGGGAGGUCGAAGGUGGUGCUGGGCCUCUCGGUGGUGCUGACGGCGGCCACCGUGGCGGGCGUGCAUAUGAAGCAGCGGCAGGACCAGCAGAGGUUACUGCCGGGCCCCCGUGCGCCACGCUCCGCCCCGGGCGCGUCGGGAAACAGAGAUGAAGACGCGCAGCUGCUCCGGGGACGGAAGGCCGAGCUCGAGCAGGGGCAGCCGGGGGUGUGUGUUUGUGUGGGGAGGGGUGCGGUGGAGCCCGGUUGGCCCGGGGUGGACGCAGGCCGCUGGGUGAGUCACUGUAAACAGGCUUGUCUGCGUGGGACCGCGCCGGGUGCUCGGGGUGCAGAGAUGCAGCAGGCGCUGUACUAAGCACUUUACAUACAUCAGCCUCGAUCCUCACAGGAGCCCAGCAAAACCAGCAGUGAGUACUACACGAGGAGCCGCGUUCUAGGUGUUAGAGUUGUGAUGGUGAAGAGGUCUCGGUGCUUAGUAAGGUAGUCAAGUGGAAGUCGCAGGAGGGAUGUGCGAGGCAGUCGGCACAGACUUUGAAACCUGGAGGAAACUAGCGAAUGCUGGAUGGAGAACAAGAUCCCAAGCCCAGUGCUAAAGUCCCUGAGAAAGGAGGGGAGGACCUCAGAGCAGAGGCUUCGUGACGGAGUGAUCAGAGACAUUGAGAGGCAAAAUCGGAAAAAAGAAAAUAUUCGUCUUUUGGGAGAAC